AUGAACAUCACAGAAUAUCAUCUUGGUCUACUGAAAGGAAAGCUUGCCCGGCUUCGCGCGCAACUUCUGGAACCGGGCCCGGGAUCCGGUGGCGGUCCGGGAGCAGGUUUCGACGUAAGCAAGAGUGGUGAUGCUCGAAUAUCGCUAGUUGGGUUUCCCUCCGUCGGAAAAUCGACGUUCCUUUCAAAAGUCACCAAGACGAGAUCAGAGGUUGCGUCUUACGCAUUCACAACACUUACCGCAAUUCCCGGCGUGUUAGAGUACGACGGUGCCGAGAUCCAGCUGCUUGAUCUUCCCGGUAUCAUCGAGGGGGCCUCUGAAGGCAAGGGACGUGGACGGCAAGUCAUCUCGGCGGCCAAGACUAGCGACUUGAUUCUCAUGGUGCUGGAUGCGACGAAACGAGCGGAACAGCGGGCGCUCCUCGAGGCCGAACUGGAAGCUGUGGGCAUCCGCCUAAACAGGGAACCACCAAACAUCUAUCUCAAAGCGAAAAAGGCGGGCGGGAUGAAAAUCACUUUCUCGGCGCCGCCCAAGAACCUUGACGAGAAGAUGGUGUACAACAUCCUCCGCGAUUACAAGAUGCUCAACUGCGAGGUGCUCGUUCGCGAUGAAAACUGCACGGUAGACGACUUGAUUGAUGUCAUCAUGAAGGACCACCGCAAGUACAUCAAGUGCUUAUAUGUGUACAACAAGAUUGAUAGCGUCUCCAUCGAGUUCCUCGACCAGCUGGCGCGCGAGCCCCACACCGUCGUCAUGAGCUGUGAGCUAGACCUCGGUAUCCAGGACGUGGUAGAUAGGUGCUGGAAGGAGCUCAACCUCAUUCGCAUUUACACCAAGCGGAAGGGCAUUGAGCCCAAUUUUGGAGAGGCCCUCAUCGUCCGGAGCGGUAGUACUAUCGAAGACGUGUGCGACCAGAUCCACCGUACGAUGAAGGAGACGUUCAAGUACGCGCUCGUAUGGGGUGCCAGCGCGAGGCAUGUACCUCAGAGAGUUGGACUGAGCCAUCCAGUAGCGGAUGGGGAUGUUGUAUAUAUCAUGGGUGCAUGGCGGGCGUAA
Messenger RNA from Parascedosporium putredinis, 1056 nucleotides. The record is from the annotation of a GenBank genome assembly. Lineage: Eukaryota; Fungi; Ascomycota; Sordariomycetes; Microascales; Microascaceae.